UUGGCUGUUAGUGAAAUGUGUAAGCGUUCACGGACUCUGUCGUCUGCAGGUACUCGUAUGAUUCCUGCCGACUUCCUCAUUCCUGCUCAGUCUCAGCAUCCGAUCAGAGACAACCUCCACCACAAGAUCCUGGUGGCAAACUUCUUGGCUCAGACAGAAGCUCUGAUGAAAGGAAAAACCACGGACGAGGCUCGUAAAGAGCUGGAGGCCGGCGGCCUGAAGGGCGGCGCUCUGGAGCAGCUGCUGCCUCACAAAGUUUUUCAGGGAAACAAACCGAGUAACUCCAUCGUCUUCAAGAAGCUGACGCCGUUCAUUCUGGGAGCUCUGGUCGCCAUGUAUGAACAUAAGAUCUUCGUCCAGGGCGUCAUGUGGGACAUCAACAGUUACGACCAGUGGGGGUGAGCUGCACCACACUGUCUUCACCAGCAGAGGGCGAUAGUCGGUAUCUAACAACGUUAAAGACAGAGAGAAAUAAAAACAGGAAAUGUGUUCAGGAGGUUUUCUAUGUAGGCUGAUGAAGCUCGUCUGUCCCAGGUGACAUCAUCACUCUUAACAUCGGCG
This is a messenger RNA of Paralichthys olivaceus (Japanese flounder), 561 nucleotides long. The record is from RefSeq and is a predicted model, not a curated record. Lineage: Eukaryota; Metazoa; Chordata; Actinopteri; Pleuronectiformes; Paralichthyidae.